AUGAAUUUUAUCAUACAAGAGUACACGUCAAUGAAUGAUCAGGUUAAUAUUUCGUUGAACAAUUGGAGUCAAGACUUCGUAUUUGAAAAGGGACAGGAGAAGCUAAUGUUGAAGUACAGAAUCAUACAAAAUAGUGCAAUGAACUGCAGUCGGUGUAAUUUGACAUUGUUCAAUAAGUCUCUUUUGAACCAAUUUGCAUUUGACCAUCCGGUGAUAGCAGAAGAUGAUGUUCGUUUUGAAAUGUAUCAGCUACCGUUGUCAUUCAUUGCUCCCUUAGUGAUCCUAUAUGGAGUUGUGGUUGUCAUUAGUUUUGGCGGGAAUAUCAUCAUUUGUAGUACUAUAUGUAAUGUGAAAGGCCUGCAAACAGUUACAAACUUUUUCAUUGCAAACCUAGCAAUCAGUGACAUUCUGAUGACGGUUCUCUGCAUUCCGACUACUAUUGUUAGCGACAUCAUUUUUAAACAUUGGGUGAUGGGAUCUUUCAUGUGCCCUGUGUUACAUUACCUACAACUUGUUGUUGUUAUGCAAAGGGCAUUUGCAAUGGUAGCUAUUACAUGUGAUCGACAUUUUUUAAUUUCUUAUCCGCUCAAAAAGAGAAUGACUAAACCUACAGCCAGAUUGCUAGUUAUAUUGCUCUGGCUAGCUGCAUGUAUAAUUGCUUUGCCAACAGCCAUGUUUUCUCAAAUUCACUAUUUACAGUAUGAACCAGGAUCUUACGGGCUCUGCAUAGAAAUUUGGGAAACCCAUAGACUUCGAAAUGUCUAUAGCAUUGUGAUACAAUUACUACAGUAUGUUAUUCCCUUAAUUAUAAUGAUAUGUGCAUAUAUUCACAUUGGAUACAUGAUUUGGAUAAAACCGACACCUGGUGAGGCUAUUAAGGAAAGAGAUAAGAGAAUUGCAUUAUCAAAAAGAAAAGUGAGUUUAAGAAUUAAGAAUUGA
This is a messenger RNA of Mytilus trossulus (common blue mussel), 939 nucleotides long. Its product is annotated as RYamide receptor-like. The record is from RefSeq and is a predicted model, not a curated record. The transcript has a single exon. Gene Ontology annotation, biological process: G protein-coupled receptor signaling pathway. Bases 1 to 939 code for a protein of 312 amino acids. Gene Ontology annotation, cellular component: plasma membrane; neuron projection. Gene Ontology annotation, molecular function: neuropeptide receptor activity; neuropeptide binding. NCBI's taxonomy places the organism in Eukaryota, Metazoa, Mollusca, Bivalvia, Mytilida, Mytilidae.